CGACUUCUGUAAUUGGUGUCUUCUACGGUGACAUGGCAGGCGUAAUAGCGGCGUAGGGUGUCGACGGUGGGAUUCGACUGCCCACCUGCAUAGACAGUGUUGGACGCGUUGUAAACCUUACCGGUUUGUCCGUAAUGCAAUCUGCCAAUCGAAAGCGGAAACUGAACUGGGUCAACCUGUGAACAUGCCAACGGUGGACAGUUAUUAUGAUAUGCUUGCGGCUAACGAAAAGCGGCUGGAGGAGGGCCGCAACACGCAGCGGCAAGCAGUCGAUUCGCCGCGCAGCAUGCAACUCCGGGAGCAGUACUUGCGCCAGGCGGUCAAUCUUGGCCUUAUCCCGGCCAAGUUCUACUCUCCUCCAGCGACAGCCGCCCAAUCUCCUCGCCCCUCCACAGCCGCCGCUGCCACAACCGCCUCUCCUCGUAGUCGCCGCGUCACUGGACCCUCAGCAAGCGCAGUACGGCACAGCCCAAGCCACGGCCGCGGCCGCAGCAACACGUACGGAGGCGGGGGCCACAAUGGUAGCGAUGACCUGAGCCCUGACGGCAUGGCCCGGGAAUUGGUGCGGGCCGACCUCACGACACGGAGCUCUGCGGUGUUUACAGACAGGCGGCAGCAGCAGCGGCUGAGCGGGCGUGCACGUGACCAGGACGGCAGCAUGGAUGAUGGUGAUGAUGAUGACCAUGAUGUUCAGGAGGAGGAGCAGGAGAAAAGGGUGCGGUUUCUGGACUCUCGGGCCUCAGGCAGACAGGCCGCCAAUGGCAGCAGCAGCGGCAGCAGCAGCAACAGCGGCAGUAGCGAUAGUGAGGAGUACGGCAUCAGACGAGGCGUUCCCGAGAGGCUGCACGGCCGCAGCAUGGGAGGCUUUGAUGGCCGCGGCGGCGGCGGCAGCCCUGCAAGCCGGCGGCGGCGUGGUGAAAGUGAGGGUGGUGUUCGCGGCUUGGAUGUGCCGUCGCCGGCUUUUCUUCGCAGGUGGCGAGCCAACAAGCAAAAGGAGGACCCUGGCGGUCAUGUAGUGCGGUUCCUGCUUCACACGUCAGAAGAGAUUCGGAGCGGCGGUGACGAAGACGAUGAAGCGGCCGCUGUUGAGGAGCAGCAAGGUGCCGUACCUUUAUCCGGGCGGCCGAGCAGCGGCGGCGGUGUCGGUUGGGCUAACAGCCCCAAGGCCAACGCAAGUACGGCAAGCGGAGGUGGUUGGGCCGCGAAUAAUCCCCAGCUCAACGGCUACCCGCUGCAGUGCAGUGGUGGCAGUUCAGCCCGCCGCUGCGGCGAUGCUGUUGCUGCCGACCCAUGCGAUACCGACUGCGGUUGCGGUGGAGGUGGUGGCGGCUGCGCCGGAUGGGUCAGCGGCGGUUGUGGCAGCGGCACAUGGGCUGACGGCGGCAUCGCUGGCGACGCAAAGGUUUGUUGGAGUGACCCGCGUCACGACACCGCUAACGGCGGUUGGUCCAGUUGCGGCGGCGCCACCAGUAGCAACGGGCCUAGCGGCGAUGAUGGCGCUGCUGCUGCUUACCGGUGCCGCAGCAGUUUCGGCUCAGCGGCGCAGCAUCCGCAGCAGCCUGCCAUAAUACGGCCCGCGUACGACACACCUCGUACAGCAUAUGAUCAGGUGUACGACACACCACGGAUGUCGUACAAUCCCUCGCCGCUGAGUGGACGACGACAAGUCGUGUUGUCGGAGGCUGGAGCGACUGCGGCUGCUUCAGCUCGCAUGCGCAACGUGUCAGUGUCCGUGUCGCCUAGGCAGCAACAGGAACAACAUCAACAACAACAACAGCAUGUGCUGCAGUCUCAGCCGCCAUACCCAGAGCCGCAGCUGCAACGACAGCUACUCUUGCAGCAGCUGCAAAAGCAGCAGCAGCAGCAACAACAGCAGCUCCUGCUGUCACAGCUACAGGAGCAGCAACAGCAGUCGCUGCAGUCGCCAUCCCCGCCACAGCAGCCCGGCGGGCUGGUCAUCUACCGCACAGUGGGAACCCAGACGCCCGUACCUCUCUCGCUCGGCGGUAGUCCCAUGCAGCUCAACCAUCCAGGCAGCCAGCCCACAUCUGUUGGCGGGGCAUCAGCAGCAGCAACAAGAGGACCUCUCCCCGUGCCCUAUCCUCCCCAUCCCAAUGCCCCCACCGCAGCACCCCAAAACCACAUCGGCGGCGUUGGAAGCCCUGCUAUGGUGCCCCACCAACAUCAUCAAAUGUACGACAGUUCGGUUAGGGAGUUCGGAUUGUCGUACAGCGGGCCUUCGGGUGAUGCGCCUCUGCCGUACGCCGGUUGCGCUGCUGUACCAUCCUACUCCCACGCAUGUGUUGGCACCUCGUCAUCUCCUCAGCUGCUUGCUGGCGGAGGCAGCAGCAGCAGCACUGAGGCGGGUCCAGGAGCGACAGCAGCUGCCUUGGCAGCUAAUGGGGCUGCGGCAUGGGUGCCGUACGAGAAUCCAAGCCUUGGAAAUUCUCCGUACCUUGGCACAGCUCGGUCGCACGGGGGUGCUGUUCCGGUCGCUCCUAAUGUUUUUGCUACGAGCUAUCAUGAGGGUAGCCACGGCAAUUGCCGUACUGUGUCGUACGACGAUAGCAUCCCGGUCCAUGAUGACGUCAGAUUUCAAACGUCGUACGAUCCAUACGGAAACACAAGCCCCCCUCCGCCGUACGGUAGCAGGGUUCCUCCGAGCCACAGUGUGAACAGCGACAGCAGCUUCUUCGCAGCCAUGCAACAGCAGCAGCAGCAGCAGUACGAGCAGUACGACAGCAGCGCCGGUAGCAGCCUCAUUGGCUGCGGAGAGAGCCAAACCUGGCAGCAGCGUGCCAGCAGCGGCAUCGACGUUGCCGCAGACCCAUCCCCGCCACAGACCCUCCGGCUGUCCAUGCAUCAGACGCUGUCUACCUCCUCCACCUCCACCAACGGGAUAGCCCCAACCACACGGCCCGGUGUCAUAGCUCCAUCACCGCCCACCUCCUUAUCGGGCGUCUCAAACGCAAUCGCUCACGUGACCCGUCCUCACCAUUCACAACGCAGCAGCAACAGCAGCACCUCAACCAACGCCCCAACCACCAAGGCCCAUUAUUCCCACGGUGUUGUCGUACGGCAAUCCAGCUGUGCGCCUGAGGCCUCCUCCUCCAACUGUGAGACCUCCAACGCUGUAUUCAGCCGGGGCGCUGGUGCUGCUGCCGCAGAGGGCAACAUCGCUGUUGACGCUAAUGCUGGCGCUGAUGCUGAUGACGUCGAUGACCUCGAUAGCCGCAUGUCGGCAUUGGUGGAAGCCACCGUGAGCCUAGGAGGGAGCUGGGUCAUCGAGGACGGCCGGCCUUCCCCUUCACUGCCAUCAACAUCAUCACCAUCAGCAGCAGCACUGCGCGCUACCAACCGUCCUGCUGGCGGUGCGCCCGCAGUAAAUGGUUGGGAGGAGCGCUUCGCGGGCUUUGGCGGGCCUGCAGGGGCCGUUCGUGGCUGGUUGCGUGACGGUGCUGGUGGCGUUGGUGGUUGUGAUGCUGGGGGCUCGAAUGAGGAGGUCCCCGGUGGGGGCUGCCAGUGGUCUGCAGCAGCACCCAGGGAGGCACAGUGGGCGGAAGCGGCAGGUGGUGAUGGUGGUGCUGCUGCUGCCUCGGUGCCUCUGCCGCCUCCGCCGCCGCAUGAAAGCGUAUGGCCGUCGUCUUCGCCUUCUGCAGCCGCAGCAGCAGCAGCGGGGGAUAUAUCGCUUCGGGAUCAGCAGGCGGCGGUGGUGCGGGAGAUGCAGGUGCUGCUGCACCGUUUGGCAGACAUACGUGGGCAGCUGGGUGGCGGGUAGGAGCUGCGGUGCUGUGAUGAGCGAGGGUUGAAGAUGGCGCGGUUGGUUUACCUGGUAGCCUGAUGACCUGGUUUGACCUCCUGUGUAAGCGGGACGUGACGGAACCAAGUGCGUGAACACUCAGGAAGAAAGCCAUUCUGAGGAAACGGCGCUAUCCAUGUAUGUUUUCGUGUGGUGGUGGGGGUGGCAGGGUGGGGCAUAAUGUGUCUCUUGGCAGUCAGCUUGGUAGCAUAUGUAUAAGGAUGAAUGCAUUACAUGUAUUUGCCUUUUCAGUGUCCGUUCAUAGGCAAAGAGCAAUGCUUCUGGCAAACACAUUUAUUCUAUUGGCAAAGCCCUAUCUGCAGACGGGUGUAUAGGAUACUGGAAUGAUGACAACGCUACCAAGCUAUAGCCGUAAGGCCCAUCCUCGACUGGUUCAUUCUGGUGGUUUGUGUUGUUACCUGCUGUACCUGGACAACUCUUUGGUGUCUGUGGUGAUGUGGCGUGGAUGCGCAUUUUGGUGUCAACGACUGUCUCUCUCUCAAAUCCUAACCUUGGCCUGCCAUGAGCGAAAUGGAGGCUGUAAGGGCGUAGUCGCGUGGUUGUAACUCCAUAACUGCACCA
Astrephomene gubernaculifera is the source of this 4381-nucleotide messenger RNA. The record is from the annotation of a GenBank genome assembly. NCBI's taxonomy places the organism in Eukaryota, Viridiplantae, Chlorophyta, Chlorophyceae, Chlamydomonadales, Astrephomenaceae.